Molecule: messenger RNA, 6735 nt
Organism: Mytilus californianus (California mussel)
Lineage: Eukaryota; Metazoa; Mollusca; Bivalvia; Mytilida; Mytilidae
Exons: 7
Coding region: 109-3633 (1174 amino acids)
Biological process (GO): regulation of transcription by RNA polymerase II; cell fate commitment
Cellular component (GO): cytoplasm; nucleus
Molecular function (GO): histone deacetylase binding; DNA-binding transcription factor activity; RNA polymerase II cis-regulatory region sequence-specific DNA binding
Source: RefSeq, a predicted model, not a curated record
CGAUAAUGGCCAUCAUUGGGACAAAACCCUUCUUUGUCUACAAAACUAAAAUAGAACGUCAAAGCUUUGGUUAAUAAGGUGUGUACCAGUAGGAUUGGCUAAGCAGUCAUGUCAUCCCACAAGCAAGACGAGUUGUGGUGCCAUGACUGUGGCAAGAGUGUACCAGGAAUAUGCAAGAAACAUGGUGGUUUUACACAAGUUUUUGAUAAUGCAAUACCCUCAAGAGCACGACUAACAUGCCCAGCUGGUCUUGUAAUUAAGCAGGUGAAGACAGAUGAUGGUAAAACAUCUUAUGGUAUCUUUGCUAAAAGAAUAAUACAAUGCAGAUCACAGUUUGGACCUCUAUAUGGACAAGUUAAAUCAACAGAAAAAUAUACUCCAAAGAAAGACACAACAGAUGUUAGUAGAGAUGAAAAAUCACCAAUUUCUAAGGAAACCACUGAGGAAAGAACACCUAGUGUUCAACUUAUUGAGCCUGAAAUAACUAACCAAAUUUCACAAAAUAUUCCUCAAAAUUCUCAGCAACAAGAAGCUGACAUUCAAAGACAAUUAAGCAUUGAAACCCAGCAACAACAACAACAUAUUAACAGUUCUGAAAUGAUCCCACACAAUGACGAAGGACAUUUACUGUUACAGAACAUUGAUGGGUUUGAUACUGCUAAUAUGCAACAACAGUUAGUAUCUCAGCAAUAUACACAACAGAACAACAAUACUUUUACAUUACAACACCCGAACAUUGACAAGGCUACACAGAUAAUGAACAUCCAGAACUGUUUACAUGCUGGUCCUUACGGUGAUGCAGGGCUACAACAUUUAUCUGGUGGCUAUACUCCACAGCAGGCAUUAGAUAUAGUGACAACAUUGUCUGGGGAUACAGCUGUCAGUCAGUUUGAACAACCACAAUUGUCACAAGACCUAACUCUGCAAGCUUCAAUUGAGGCUGGUAUAACACCAGCAGAUAGUUAUGUUAGUGAAGGAUUAACAGAAACACAGCUUUUAGAGCAUCAAAUAGCUGUAGCCACACAGGAACUUCAGAACAUGACUUCUGAUCAACAACCCUUACCACCAAGUAGUAUGUCUCUUUCUUCACUGGAAAAUACUACUUUGCCUUCAACUGAACACAUGCAGCAUAAUACUACUGAGUCAUUACAGCAAAAUGCUGUUCUUGCCUCAACUGAACCUUUGCCUACAGAACUUACCAGUGAAUCAGACCAGCGGCCGCAAAACACCACUGAUGAACCUCAUGCCACAGAAGUUACAGAACAGACAGGGGGAAAGGAAAAGGAAACAGAAGAAAAAGAACUAGAUUAUACCUACGAGAUUAAGAUAUUUAAGGAUGACGACUAUGUUGAUAAUAUUGAUAUCUCUGAUGAAGAUAAAUGUAACUGGAUGAUGUUUGUUAGACCGGCCAGAAAUACAGCCGAACAAAAUGUUGUUGUCUAUCAACAAGACCAGCAUAUUUUCUUUGUAUCUAUAAAGCCAAUUCCUUCUAACACUGAGAUAAAAGUUUGGUAUUCUGCUGAGUAUGCUGAGAUGAUGGACAAACCACUUCUGCCUGAUCCAGAACCUAUCAUUACAGAGACACCUGAUCAAGAAGCAACAGGUGUGGCUGCGAAGUGGGUGUGCUCAGUUUGCUAUGAUGGUUUCAGUGCUUUUGCUGAUCUAGAAGCCCACCUGUGUCCAGGACUUCCACCUGACAGUCGUAGAUUAAGGGGCAGACCCAGGAAAGGAAGGCCAAGAAAGUAUAUCAAACCAUCCAAAACUUGGAGAGCUAGACUGGAGAAGUCUAGAAUGUUAAAAGCUAAGGUUGUCGAUCCUUCACAGACUCUUCCACCAAGAAGGAGAGGGAGACCUCCCAAAAAUAAAAGACCAGCCUUGGAUAUUCCUCCACCCCUACAAGUUGAGGAGACACCUGAUGAUCAGGUUCUAGAUGGGGAACCAGAAGAUAAAGCGUACAUGGAACAAGUCAUGGACGAUGAGGAAGAUGAGGAGAAGACAACUACAGAAAUGUUAGAUGAAAUAUUGGGAGCAGACGAAGAUUAUCCUGAACCUAUGCCACGUAGACGUGGUCGUAAAAAGGGAAGGAUUCCUCGUGGACCUAGGGCAUCUAGACGUGAACCAAUGCAAUGUCCCCAUUGCACAGAAACAUUUACAAAAGAAGCAUUGUUUGUAAUACAUGUAUCUGACCAUACUGGAGUCAAACCGUUUAUUUGUGAAGUAGCUGAAUGUUCUAAAGGAUUUAUGUCCAAAUUUAAAUUAGAAAGACAUCGUUUGAUUCAUACCUGUCCCCGUCAUCACAAGUGUCCUUAUUGUGACAAGUCAUUCAAUCGUAAAGAUCACCUGAAAAAUCACAUGAUUACUCAUGAUCCAAAUAAGAAAAGAUGGGUGUGUGAAGAGUGUGGAAAGGAAUAUUCUUACAACUUUUCCUACAGAACUCACAAGGCAUUUCACGAUGCCGAUGCAGGAAGGUCGACAGAGUGUGGAAUUUGUCACAAGCAGCAUGAGACUAGGGAAGAAUUAUUGUAUCAUUUGAAAGUACACAGUGGUGCCCGUUCAGUGAAAAACUGUACAGAAAAAAUACAUGCUUGCCCUGAAUGUGGAAAGAAGUUUUAUACAAGGAAAGAUGUGAGAAGACACAUGAUUACUCAUACAAAGAAAAAAGACUUCUUAUGUCAAUACUGUCCACAAAGAUUUGGACGCAAGGAUCACCUGACUCGUCAUUUGAGAUCCUCUCAUAGUGGUGACAAUGCUAACAAACCUCCUAGAGCACCUAGAGGAGAAAGGAAAGAAAAAUUGAAGGAGUAUGAAAAAGUUAGUGCUGCAGUGUUUCAAGCUCUUAAUAUUCCGAGGGAAGAUCCAACAGUGCUGGUCACAUCACAACCAAACAUUAACAGCAUUUAUCAUACCAUGCAAACAGCUGACGGCCGUGAAUUAGCCGUUCCUAUUCAAUUGUAUGAAAAUAAUGCUCAGUCUGUGAUUAAUAUGUCAAAUAUGCAGAAUAUACAUCAGCAACAACAUAUACCUGCUCAAAUGCAAAGUAUGCAGGUUACUUCAAUUGGAUCGCAGAUGCAGUUAACGGAUCAAAGAUACAUAGAUGUUAGUGGGGGUGCCAUACGUCAUCAACAGCAAGGUAUGGAUCCAAAUGCUCAAACUAAUGAGUAUCGACAACAUCAGGUGCAAACACACGGCACAAUGUACCUGGCAAACCAACAGCAACCUGCCCAACAACAAAUUAUAAACAAAGAUGUUAAUUUAGAUAUGAUUAGAACAAAUGGUGUCAUACCAGCUGAAUACCAAGUGAACCGUGACCAGACCAAUCGACCAACUGUUGUGCAGACAAAUGAUAAUAGACAACAGUCUCAGACAUUUUCCACAUUAUUAGGAUACAUGGAGACUUUAAGAUUUUUAGAGAAUCUACCGACCACUGCACAAGGUGGUGUAAUAGCUCAGAUAGAAGGUGGACCCCCUACUAUGGUUCCUAUCCAGUCGUCAGCUUAUGCAGGCAAUGCUCCACUUAAUAUGAGCCAUCAAAAUGAAAUGCAAAAACGUAUACAGAUACCUGUGUCACAACAGAUUAUUCAACAGCAACAGCAACAACAGCAACAACAACAUACUUAUCAACCACAGACAUAAAUAAUUAUCAGUAUGAAUAUAUGUCUAGGAUUCAUAAUGUAAUAGAUUCAAAUGUCUUGAUUUAAAGGUUAUGAUUUUCCAUAAUGUUGGAGAAUUUUAUGUUUAUGUUUUGUUUGCCUAUAUUUUAAGUUAUCAGAGAGAGUCGUUUACUUUUGCAGUUUCACUUAUGAUUAUCAUGAUUGUUUUACUGAAAUUUUCUUUUUCCUCUGAAACUGUCAGUCAAUGAAAUAUAACUUUUAUACUAAAAUUCUGUUUGUAUUCAGAUGUUUUAACAGAUAAAUACAUCAUGAGGCCAUCAGUUUCCAUUUUAUAAUAUUUUAAAACGAUUUUAGUAAGCUUUUUGUUUCUAAAAUUGUUAGUGCCUUAAAACCACCUGUUUUGUUGGAGGAAUUUUUUAAAAUAAAUUUUCACUUUAAAACAUGUUAACUACAGAAAAUAAUCCUUUAUUUUUUUACGUACAAAAGUCACGACAUUAUCAAUGUUGAAUAAGAAUAUUUUCCUAGAGUUCAUGGGGUAUUACUGUUAAAUGAUUAUUAUUUAUUCAUUUUAUUAAUAUUAGAUAUUUUAACUAAAAUCAUACAUGAGUUACCAACUUCCUUGCAAGUUUUCAUUGCUAUUUUUAAUUUUUAUCAGGAGCUAUUUUAAAAUAUAUCACUUUUUGAAACCAAAAUUUCUUAAGUUCAAACUUGGGUUAAUCUCAGUGUUGUAAAGGUGGAGUCUCCUGAUGUUAGUUAAAUGACUUGAGAAAUAUCGACUUGAUACAAUGAAUUGGUGUUUUUUGUAGCUAUGGAUAAAGUCAAAUUAUCUCCAUUGUAAGAAAAUUGGUAAACACAUGUAUGGUAUUUGGUGUAAGGUAUAAUAUAUGUCAUAUAUAAGUAAUUCUAAUAAUUAUUUAUCCCUGUGAGCUCAUUCAGCUGCAUGGUUGUGGUUGUUGUCUGACUGUAUCCCUGUGAGCUCACUCAGCUGCAUGGUGAGGUUGAUAUUGGACUGUAUCCCUGUGCGCUUACUCAGCUGCAAGGUUGUGGUUGAUAUAGGACUGUUUCUUCACAAACAGUUCACAUGUAUUCUAAAACAAAUCAUCAUUUACAUUGUAAAGUCUACAUUCAAAUCAAAUUUUUUAUUGUCAUUUCAAAGGCUUGAUGGAUAUUCCAAGAUGGUAUUAGCUACAUGUAGCUAGAUUAGAUGGUUGGCCUUAAUACCAGUCCAUUGUUUUAUAUCACAUGACAGUGUUAUGUACAGUAAUCAUAUUAACAGUUAAAUAUUUGUGCCAUAAAGGGAUAAUCAUCCAUCAUAUAUAAUUUCAUAACAUUAUAAAAUCAGUCCUUAAUUUCAGACAAAUAUUCCUCUUUUUUAUACACUUGUGUCAAACAGUAUAUACUCUAAGGCUAUGUACAAAUUGCAACUCAUCAUUUAUGUGUUUAUUUUACAGUAAAUCAAUGAAAAUACAUGUGCAUUACAUAAACAUUAUCUUUUUGAAUCAGAAAAGUUUCAACUUACUACUGCUGAAUUUUGUUUAAAUUUAAUUUUGUUCUGAAAAUUUCAUUUUUUUUUUAUUUGAGCAUGUGUCAUUGACAAUGUAUUAGUUAGGGAUUAGGUCAGUUUAAGAGGAAACACUUAUAAUUAGUCAAGGAUGCUUGGUAUGCAGCUGUACAGGUCACAUCUCAUUUCCAUGGAGAUUAUUUUGCCUUGAACCUUCAGUCACAGUUCAUUGACUCUGAAUGUUUUACAUAGUUUUCUUUUUAGUAUUGCAAAUUAAUUUGAAUAUUUACAUUUUACUAUCAAAGUUAAGUAUAAGAGAGACAAAUAUCUGUGUCAACAGUUUAUUAAAGGUAAAUAGGGCUUCAGGUGUAAUACAUUCCUAAAACAUUUUUGUGUUAUUUACCAAAUGUAAAAGACUCAGAAUUUAUUAGAAACAGAAAUAUGAUUUUUCAGUUUAACUUUUUGAUCCAGCAGUAGAGCCAUGUGGUAAUUCAUAUAAAUACACUUAAAAAUUCCAGGUUUCAAAAAAGUUCUAUUGACUUGAUUUUUGUUAAUAAUAAAAGAAUGUGACACUUGAAAAUGUCUGUUUAAGUCUAGUAAAUUAGUAUUAAUUCUUGUAAAUUUUGUGUAUUGAAAUAGAAGUUAACCCUCUAGUAAAGAUUUUAAGGGGAAAAUGACCAGUGAUAAAAUAAUACAAUUUUGUAAGACGUUUGUACAUUGUCUGGUGAAAAUCUUACCAGUAACAAAUAAAUGAAUUAAUAUAGAAAACAAAUUGUUAAAGAAAACUGCAUUAUAUAUUAUUUAAUGGUAUAUCUUUUGAUUGUUUCACAACUUUUAUAGACUUCGGACUAAUUAAAGGUUAACAUUUUGUAAAGACACAACUUUUAUAGACUUGGGACUUAUUAAAGGUUAACAUAUUGUAUAGACACCUGUCUGUUGUAAGAGACUGUAUGUUGUCAUCUAGAUAUCUUUUGGUUAUUUUUGUUGUUAGGUUGCUAUCUCAUUGACAUUACAUCAGGUCUCCUUUCUUUUAGUAUAAAUCUAUAAAUUUGAUUUUACUUGAUUUCGUUUUGGCAUUUAUAUAUCCAGACUCUUAACCAUUUUAGAGUUUAUGGAACAACAUUUAAAAUGGCAAUUCUUUCAUUUCAAAAUCUAUUUUCACAAUUUUGAUGCAAAAUUUUAUUUUGUAUAGGUGACAGUUUAUUUUAGGUUUAUUUUACAAAGGUUUACAGGAUUUAUGCAUGUAUUUUCAACUGCCAUAUUCCACCAUGUACAUUUAUAUAGCUCUUGAACAUAAAUUCCUCAAAUUCUGUAUGGGUAAGUAUGUAAAUGUUACUACUUGAUUUAUUUGUAUACUUGCCAUAGUUUAAAUGUUCUUCUCGUCAUAUAAAAAAAUGAUGGAAAGUUUGGUAAAGAUUUUUCAGUACUAUUUGGUGACGGUUAUACAUGGCUGCUUUGUAUGAUAUAUACGUGGGGCGUGGGUGCUUUAAUACAUUCAAACAUUGUUUUAGGAAACAUUAACAGCCAGGUCCUUAUUCAAAGGAUUUUAAAAGGGUCACAUCUUAUGAUAUCUGUAGUCCAGUUGUGAGAUUUGUAAUUCAUCUUGUAAGUUUAUAUUAAAAA